AUGCUUCUUUUCUCACUUAUUUCUCCUGGCACCCAUGGAAGACCUCUUUGCCAAUCUAAUUCCACUGUCGAGGUCGCCAACCGAGUUCGCUACCUUGGCACAUCAACCGAUAAUAUAGAGUCAUUCCUCAACAUUCGAUUUGGUCAGAAUACUGGGGGCAGCAACCGAUUCGCAGCACCCAAGCCCUAUACCUAUCCGCCUGGCUCGGUGGUAAAUGCUACUCAACCCGGUGCAGCCUGUCCUCAACAAAAGGUUCCUAUCGAGGGACUUGCUGUGUUUGACAAUGUCACUCAAGUCUCAGAAGACUGUCUAACCCUGCGUAUUGAUCGACCAGCCAAUACAUCAAGGACGGCAAAACUUCCAGUGAUGGCAUUCAUCUAUGGCGGCGGAGAUUCGAUUGGCCAGAUCUAUGAUACUGCAUAUGAACCAGGGCCACUCAUCUCUAAUGCCGUCCAACAAGGCUACCCUGUGAUGUACGUGGCAAUGAACUACCGAGUCGGUGUCUUUGGCUUUGCUGCGUCUGACGCCAUCAAUGCAACUGGAUCUCUGAAUGCGGGUCUCCUCGAUCAGCGACUUGGCCUGAACUGGGUGCAGGAGCAUAUUUCGGCUUUCGGUGGGGACCCCGAUAAUGUCACCAUCUUCGGAGAGAGUGACGGUGCAACCGGUGUUGGUCUUCAAAUCACGGCUUAUGGAGGAGAUGUUAAGAAGACUCCCUUCAAGAGAGCUAUCAUGCAAUCGGGCAACCCGGCCGCGGAUGCAGGUACCGCGAGCAAUAUAUCAGCAGUUCACACAUCUGAGUUAAUACGCAAGGUCAACUGCGCUUCGUCCACGAGUGACGCUGAACUUGCCUGUCUCCGAAAAUUACCACUCAAUGAGCUGUUGCCGACUGUGGUCGAGUACGAGUUUAAUGUCACCGGUUUCGGAUUUGAUGUUUUCGAGCCUACCGCUCCGUCGUCUUUUAUUCCUGACAAUCCUUCGAUACUUUUGACUACUGGUCGAUUCGCCCACAAUAUUGAUAUUAUUGCUGGAUGGACGGAAGAUGACUCGUCUUUCUUUACGCCAUCCACUAUCAAUUCGGACAAGGAUGUCAUCGAUUUGAUUUACGCGGAAUUUCCCUCAUUCUCAAAAGAGAAUGUUCAAAAGGUUCUGGAUCUCUACCCAGUCACAUCAUUUUCCGACCUUCCCACAGAAAACAUCUCGGCCCAAUACUUCCGUGCAAGCAGAAUGAUGCGAGACUCAGAGUUCGUCUGUCCAACUGUAUAUAUGGUGCGGAUGAACCAGAAAUACUCAGACAAGAAGACCUCGAACUAUCUCUACGUGUUGAAUCAGACCAUGUUUGCUCCGCUGCUUGCCCAACAGGGGACAACUUAUCUCGGUGUCUCACAUUUCAGUGACAUUCCAUAUGCCUUCAACCUAGCAAAGACUAGGUACUCCUUUUUGGCCUCGCCAUCAGACGUGAAGCUGUCUACAGAAAUGAGUAGCAGCUGGGCAUCGUUCGCUGCAGGUGGAGAAGCUUCUGGAAAACCUGGCACGGUAACCAACUGGCCUGUUGCUUUAGAUCAAACCUCUUCCAAUCAAUACAACCUUCGAGUGCUUGGUGGACCCAAUGAUGGACUCAGAACCAUCAGUGAUGGCAAUGAUUCCUAUGAACAGCUGGUCCAGAGAUGUGAUUUCUGGACCUCGCCUGACGUGUUUCGAGAGAUGGGUGUCUGA
Penicillium cataractarum is the source of this 1713-nucleotide messenger RNA. Its product is annotated as carboxylesterase. The coding region runs from base 1 to 1713 and encodes 570 amino acids. The record is from RefSeq and is a predicted model, not a curated record. Lineage: Eukaryota; Fungi; Ascomycota; Eurotiomycetes; Eurotiales; Aspergillaceae. The transcript has a single exon.